AACUAAUUAAAUUGGUAACUAAAUUCCAAAAAAGCUAAAAAAACAUUUAAAAUGUUUCAUAAGUUAAAAAAAUUCAAGCUAAGAGAUAUUCUUUCGGAUUCCAAAAAUUUUUUAGUAGUUAACAAGAAGGUGCUAACCAUUUUAGCUGCAUCAGCUGCUGUUGCCACUGGAACGUAUUACAUAUAUAAAAAGAGUAAAUUAGGAUAAUAGAAAUAAAAAGCUAUAGAGGAAUAGGAAAAAUAGUCUACUGAUGUUUCUGAAGACUCAGAUGAGCUUAUUGAAGAGGAUUUAAAAAGUAGUUUGUCAAAUGUAGACUUCAUUAAAUGCGAGCACUACGAUAUAAUAUUAAAUUUUGAUAGUGAAACAAACAUAAUUCAAACAAGCGUUAAUUAUCACUUUAAAGUUCAAAAAGAAACUAACGAGAUAUUGCUUGAUAUGGAUCAGUAAGAAAUUAUCUAUUGUGUUAUUGAAGGGUUAUGCUAAAAAUUUGAAAUUAAGGACAUAUAAAGCGAAUAAUAAAGUUAAGAAGGAGUUAAGGAAUUAGAUUAAAAUAUUUAAAGCAAUUCAAAAUAAUUAAGAAUAGAAUUAGGUAGGCAAGUGCAAGUUGGAGAGAAGUUAGAAUUGACAAUUAAUUCAAUUUGCAGAUAAAUAAACAAUCCAUUUGUUAAGCUCUUUGAAAGCUAAAAUAUUGAUAAUUCUCAUAAAGUGUUUAUCUCUACUGGUAAAGGCAAUUAGAGUAUAUUUCCUUGUCAGAAUUAUCCCUCAGCAAUGGCCACAUUUGAUAUAACAAUUGUAACUAAAUGUCUUUCAAUUUCAUAAGGAAAGUUUAAUUAGGAAAAAGCACAAUUAAAAGGUAUUGCAUCAGGAUAGUAUCUAGCUAGUUACCAAUAUUCAGACUAAAACUAUACUGUUUUUAGAUGUCGAAGUAGGACUUAAUUACAGAAAUUUCACAUAAUUAUAGCAAAUAUCGAAGAAGUUUAAAUUAACGAAAGCAUUUCAGUUUUCUAAAUAAGAGGACAACACAAUAUAAAUACAAUUUAAGAGAGAUUUUCAUUUAUUUAAAAGAAUCCAAAUUUAUAUGAAAAACUCUAAGCCUUGAACUAAGAAUACGAAAAGAAAGCUUAUUUUAUAAUUAUGCCAAAAGAGAUAGAUUACCAUCAUCAUUAUAAUUGUUCACUUGAGCCAAUGUAGUUUAUCCCAUCUCAUCAUAUAGAAGGCAAUUGCAAAACAUUUAAAGAGUUAGCUUUAAAAGGAAUAGUUAUCAGCCAAAUAUAUGAUCACUUGAACUUCAAUAAUAAUACUCUUUAAAAAGUUAAUAAAGAAAUAUUGGCAUACUUUAUUAAAUUAGGGCUAUAAAAAAUCUGUAAUUAAAAUGAGAUUGAGUAAAAAAAGCAUGUGUUCGAAUAGAUUAAUGAGGAUAAUAAUUUUUUCAACAAGAUCCAAAAAAAGUUUGAUAAAGAAUAAAUUGAAUAAUGCUUAACAUAAUAUCUAUCAAAAACAUGUCUUUGUUAAGAAAAUGAGGAAGAGAUACAAAACAAUGUGUAAUUUGAAAAGUAAAUUUAUAAAUAACUAAAAAAAACAAAGCACAUAUAAUUUAAAAAUGUUUGCAAUUGA
This is a messenger RNA of Tetrahymena thermophila SB210, 1614 nucleotides long. Its product is annotated as peptidase family M1 protein. Lineage: Eukaryota; Ciliophora; Oligohymenophorea; Hymenostomatida; Tetrahymenidae. The transcript has 9 exons. The record is from RefSeq and is a predicted model, not a curated record.